AUGGGUUCACGUGUUAGUUGUAAUGCUAUCGAUGAUCCAUUGAAUAAUAAUACAAUAUCUUCUGUAAAUAAUUCAAAUUUACCACAACCACAUGUUUAUAUUAAAGAUAAAUUUCAAUUAGAAUUUCUCGAUUGUAAUUGUUACUGUGAUACAACAAAGAAAAUAGCUAAUUGUGAUUUUCAAGAUAAUAAUUUACUACAUGAUUUAUAUGAAAUGAUUGUUACACCUGAAUAUAAAUUUAAUUGUCGAUGUUCAUGUGGUGAUGAUAAUGAUGUUAAAAAACACACGAUAAAAUUUGGUUUAACCGGCUCUCCAAAUACACAUAUAACAUGUGAUGGGUUGAAUUUAUCUUGUCCAAUAUCUAGUGACUCAAAAACAUAA
Adineta steineri is the source of this 381-nucleotide messenger RNA. Lineage: Eukaryota; Metazoa; Rotifera; Eurotatoria; Adinetida; Adinetidae. The record is from the annotation of a GenBank genome assembly.